AGUUUCUGCCAUGUAAAUAGCUGGUUUAGAAAUUUGUAAUAACAAGCAGUACCUAAUGAGUUGGUCGGUGAGUUUAUGUCCAAUAUGGAUAUUUUUGACAUGAUCACAAAAGUAACCACAUAACAACACGCUAUGUAUUCUGAAGACUUCAGCAGAACAUAAGACAGAAGUAGUUUUAGUUGUUAUGGAUCUAAUUUACACACCAUGGCAAAUAUAAAUAAUAGCUAAUUGUUUUGGUUUUAGUUACACUCAGUUCAAUUGCUUUGCAAUCCUUUGUAUUUUCACAAAAGAUUUCCCCCACAAAGCAGCUUUUCUGAAUCCCUGGCGGGCGUGCAGGGAAAAUCCUCACUAUGGAGUCAGAUCUGUAGCUGAGCCAAUGAUAUUGUUUGUCUGUUUGUUUGUUGCACUCUCCCUCUAGGAGAUGUAUAAUGUUGGCUUGCUGCAGUUCACGGUGUCACCUAAAGGCGGCCUGUCCACUGUGGCUUUCGUUGGACUGAGGAUUUAGACUGCAUUAGUGCAGGUCUGAAUCGGAGCAGGUGGUGGAGAGUCAGGGAUUGAGAAGAAGAAAAUAAAAGAGUGAGGGAGGGAGGGAGGAGUUUGUGUUGCAAACAUACAUGUAUGUACAGAUAAGACAAGAGUGGGAAGAAGUGGAGGACACAAAAACGGAUAAGAUUGCAGAAACGCAUACGAGUACAAAUCAAGAGAUGGAGUUGUGUGAGAUAUUAGAAGAAAAACGACGUCUAGACUGCCGUGGUAAUCUGGGACACGAGCCGUGCUAAACAGGUCACUGCAAACUUACACAAACAUAUGGACAAAAUGGGGGCCAGUCGUCCAUUGCCCAGUGCGCCUAAAGAUUCGUUAAGUGCUGCAAUUGAGGCCAUAAGUGUGAGCACAGAACUUGUCGAGGACGAGCUGAAGCCAUAUUUGGAUGCAGUGUUGAAUGUUGCCAUAGAAAGAAAAAACGGUAUUUCUGAGCAAGUGGUGGAAAGUGGGAUUCUCCCAGUUCUGGCUCAGAUUUUAAGAAGAAAGAGCACACUCACCACUCACACAGCAAGACUGGUCGCUGAACUGGCCAGAGAUGACUUGCAGCAGGAGCGCUUCCUGAGGCUUGGAGCUGUCCCACGACUGGUGUCGGUUCUUCUCCAACACAGUAACAAUGAAGCACUGCGGAGCUCUUGCCUUCUGGCCUUAUGCAACCUGGCCGACAUGGGCGAAGAGGAUGGCUCUAUGCUCUCCUGGGAGGAAGGGGCUCAUUUCGGAGAGGGAGAGCAUGUGUUUCGCGGCACCUCGCGGUAUUCUUUCGGCUUCUCUUCGGCAGUGACUGUGGUCAGGCUGAAACAGUGGACCAACGGUCAAUACUCUGUGGCAGUGGAAGUGCUUCAAAGAUGCUCCACAAUGCUGUGGGGCGCAAACAACGGCCACCAGAAUGGACACCGCUUAUCAAACUUUUCCAAUCUAAGCAGUUGCCCAAAAUUGUAUAAAGUUAUCAAAUGUUCGGUGAAGAACAUCCCGAGAAACAGGAAUCUGAGGGCAGCAGUGCUUCAUACCCUCCUGUGAAGCUUAAUUGUCUUGGACUAAUGCUAUUAAUGAAUGUUUGAGGUGGCCUAAGCGGGUGAUCUGGUGUAAACCACGUCCCGACAUUUAAGGAGCUCAUUUCAGCCAUUUAUGUCAGAAAAUGGAUCUGAAAGACAUACAGUAUAACUGCUAUCGCUGAGGAUACCGAUCAAAAUACAGGUCACAAGACAUGUUGUGUUCAGGCAGUUUGAGACUUAGAGAUCUGUGCUGGCUGUGCACAGAACACGAGAACAGGUGGACGCCGAGCUGCAAUCUGCUAGCCUUUCUGAACUCUCUGAUUAGUCCAUAAGAGGCCUUACAGUAGUGGAUUAUCCAGACCCAAUGUUCAGGGUCAGAGCAGCUACACUCACCCAGGUCACAAUAUGCAACUGUGUUGCAAAAUGCACCAAGGGAAAUGGAUUUACAGAUGUCAGUUUUGACUUACUGUAUGUUUACAGUCUUCGGGUAUAGGUGAAGGCAGAUUAGCAAAUGAAUCAGUGGUACUAACCAGUAUAACUGGGUUUCAAAUUGGAUGAGCACAGCAAAUAAUAAAGUCCAUUCAUAACCAUAUAGAAAACCUCUGCUCAAGUGGCCUAUACCCAUAUUUUACGCAAGUAGGCCCAGUGAUUUCACACUAUACAGGGUUCCAACAGACAUGGAAACAAGUGGACUUGAAGUUACUAGAUUUCCCUGUUCAAAUGUUUAGGGUUGUUCAUAUUAAAAAAUAGUUCUAAUAUACAGUUGAAGUCAAAAUUGUUAGCCCUCCUGUACAUUUCUUUCCCAAAUGAUGUUUAACAGAGCAAGGA
Molecule: messenger RNA, 2360 nt
Organism: Danio rerio (zebrafish)
Lineage: Eukaryota; Metazoa; Chordata; Actinopteri; Cypriniformes; Danionidae
Source: RefSeq, a predicted model, not a curated record